Molecule: messenger RNA, 16623 nt
Organism: Aptenodytes forsteri (emperor penguin)
Lineage: Eukaryota; Metazoa; Chordata; Aves; Sphenisciformes; Spheniscidae
Gene: SACS
Product: sacsin molecular chaperone
Exons: 8
Coding region: 264-13589 (4441 amino acids)
Molecular function (GO): Hsp70 protein binding
Source: RefSeq, a predicted model, not a curated record
AUGGUAUCAAGAUUGUGGAUCUUCAGAAGUCUCAAAAUCAAGUUUUUCUGAAGCUUCAGUCAAAAGGGUUGAAAGGAGGAGGUCGUUUUGGACAAACAACUCCACCACUUGUUGAUUUUCUUAAGGAUAUUUUAAGAAGAUACCCAGAAGGAGGACAGAUUCUUAAGGAACUGAUACAGAAUGCAGAAGAUGCUGGUGCCACAGAGGUUAGGUUUUUGUAUGAUGAAACUCAGUAUGGAACAGAAACUCUAUGGUCAAAGGACAUGGCACAAUAUCAGGGGCCAGCAUUUUAUGCAUACAACGAUGCAAUUUUUACCCCUGAGGACUGGCAUGGUAUACAGGAAAUAGCAAGAAGCAGGAAGAAAGAUGAUCCCCUGAAAGUUGGAAGAUUUGGAAUUGGCUUUAAUUCAGUUUAUCAUAUAACAGAUGUCCCUAGUAUUUUCAGUGGUGACCAGAUUGGAAUGCUUGAUCCCCAUCAAACCCUUUUUGGACCUCAUGAAUCAGGCCAGUGUUGGAAUCUAAAAGAAGAUAGCAAAGAAAUCAAUGAACUUACAGACCAGUUUGCACCAUUCAUUGGUGUAUUUGGCAGCACUAAGGAAACCUUUAAGAAUGGAAACUUUCCUGGUACGUUUUUUCGUUUCCCACUUCGCCUGCAGCCUUCCCAACUGAGCAGCAAUGUUUACGACAAACAGAAGGUUUUGGAGCUGUUUGAAUCCUUCAGAGCAGAUGCAGACACAGUAUUGCUCUUCUUGAAGAGUGUUCAGGAUGUUUCAUUGCAUGUUAGGGAAGCUGAUGGAACCGAGAGACUGAUUUUUAGAGUAACUGCUAGUGAGAACAAGGCCUUGAAACAUGAAAGACCCAAUUCUAUCAAAAUCUUAGGAACUGCAAUAAAUCAGUAUUGUAAGGGAGUUCCAAGCAAUAGCAUAACAUGUGUGACAUACCAUGUAAAUAUAGUUGUAGAGGAUGAGAGUGUUAAGGACGCACAGAAAACAUCUUGGUUAGUAUGCAAUUGUGUAGGUGGUCGAGGAAUGUGUACUGAACUGGAUUGUUUAGCUGAUGACUUGAAAUUUGUUCCUACUAUUGGAAUAGCUAUGUCUUUACCAACUAAUGGGGAGGAAAAAGGAGCUGUAGCAGAUUUUUCAGGAAGAGCAUUUUGUUUUCUGCCUUUGCCUCCAGGUGAAGAAAGCAAAACUGGACUCCCAGUUCAUGUUAGUGGUUUCUUUGGUCUCACAGACAAUAGGAGGAGUAUCAAAUGGCGAGAGCUGGAUCAAUGGAGAGAUCCAGCAGCUUUGUGGAAUGAUAUUCUUGUGGUAAAUAUAGUGCCAAAGGCAUAUACCACCCUUAUUUUGGAAGCUAUCAAACGAAUGGAGACUGAGAAGAAUUCGGAUUUUCCAUUGUCAGCUGAAAGAAUUUAUAGGUUAUGGCCUGAUGAGAACAAAAUCAGGGUACCCUGGAAACCAAUUGUAGUACCUCUCUUUAAAGAGCUGCUCCAGCAUACAGUUAUUUACUCAGUGAGUAAUCAGUGGAUAAAGGUGGAACAGGUGCACUUUUCUGAAAUGGAUGAGAGUUUGGAGUACACACAGUCUGUUCUCAACUACCUCCAGAAUUCAGGGAAGCAGAUUGCCAAGGUACCAGCAAAUAUUGCUAGUGCAGUGUAUCUUACUAUUUCUACUGCUAAAGCUGUGAAAAAAGUGACUCCUGCUGUAGUACGGCAAGUACUAAGGAAAUAUGGACACAGUGGACCUGCUGAAGAAAAGCUUCAUCUUCUAGAAUUUGUGCUUUCUGAUGGAGUCUACAGUGAACUGAUUGGUUUGGAGCUUUUGCCAUUACAGAAUGGAAAUUUUACUCCUUUUUCCUCAUCUGUGUCAGAACAAGAUGUAGUUUACAUAACCUCAGAAGAAUAUCCCAGAUCACUCUUUCCUGGCCUGGAAGGAAGGUUACUUUCUGAUGACCUGAAGCCUGAGGUUCUAGCUGCUUUGAAAGAAGCUGCCAAAAGCCGAGCCCAACAACUUCUCUGGGGAUUUUCAGUAAGACCGUGCACUCAGCUGCAGCUUCUGAACCCAGAAAGAUUUGCCCGGCUCAUUAAAGAAGUUAUGAAUAGCGUGUGGCCUGGCAGAGACGUGGUGGUACAGUGGUAUCCAGGUUUGGAAGACAAAAAUCACCCAUCAGUUUCCUGGCUUAAGAUGGUCUGGAAGAACCUAUAUAUACAUUUUUCUGAUGACUUGAGUGUGUUUGAUGACAUGCCGCUUAUCCCCAAGACACUGCUGGAGGAAAACCAAACAUUAGUGGAACUGGUUAGAUUUAGGAACCCAUCACCUAUCAUUCUGGAAGACGAAUCUGAGACUCAGCUCCCGGAAUACUUGGCUGAUAUUAUUCAGAAGGUUGGUGGAGUUGUACUUAAGAAGCUGGAUAUUUCUAUCCAACAUCCACUCAUAAAAAAAUACGUGCAUCCACCAUUACCAAGUGCUGUUUUACAAAUAAUGGAAAAAAUGUCCUUACAGAAACUAUGCAGUCAGGUUGCAUCAUUCCCGUCAACGCAUAAAGAUGCUCUUAGGGCAUUCUUAGCUAGUUUAACUGAUGCAAACGAAAAAGAGAGAAGAAUUAUUCAGGAAUUGCUAAUAUUUAAAAAAAUUGAAAAAUCAUCUGAUGAAAGUGUCCCUGUUUUUACUGGCCUAAAAGGUAGUAAGGUCUUACACCACACUGCCAAAAUUCCUCCUGGUCUAAGAUUUUCUAUUCCAAUAAUUGACAGCAGUGAUGAAGCUACUAUUCGCUUAGCUAACCUGCUGAAAAUAGAACAGCUAAAGAGCACAGAUUGCUUGAAGUUUGUUAUACAAGACAUUAGAAGUGACUUUUAUUCGUACAAUGAAACAACACAGAUAAUGCAAUGGGUUCUUGAAAAUCUGACUUUUCUGAAAAAUGAGAAUACAGAUGUGAUAGAUUGGCUGACAUCACUAAAGUUUAUUAUGAUUUCCCAGGAAAAGAUAAUGUCAGCAAAUGAACUCUUUGAUCCUGAGGUAGAACUUCUGCAAAAUUUGUUUUAUGCUGAGGAGGAAAUUUGCUUCCCCCCUGUUAUUUUUACCUCUUCAGAUAUUCUUCAUUCUCUGAGACAAAUAGGCUUAAAAAAUGAGGCCAAUCUUGAGGAAAGUGAUAUUAUGAGAGUGGCAAAUAAAGUUGAAAGUUUGCAUGUUAACUCUAAUACCAAUCAUGAUUUACUGUUAAAAAAAGCUAGAACUCUCUUGAUGAUUUUGAACAAAAACCAUACACUGCUUCACUCAUCUGAAACAAAAGCUGCGCUGAAAAAAAUAAAAUGGAUUCCUGCAUGUAAGGAAAGACCUCCAAAUUAUCCAGGAUCCUUAGUUUGGAAAGGAGAUCAUUGUAAUCUGUGUUCUCCACCAGAAAUGUGUGAUAUAUCUCAUGCAAUUUUAGUUGGUUCUUCAGUUCCUCUUGUGGAAAAUGUGCUGUUGGAUAUAGAAAAAGCACUUGGCAUCCCCACCAAGCCCAGCAUAAAAGCAGUCUUAAAGCAUUUCAAGGUGGUGGUCGAUUGGCACAGUUCUAAAACCUUCAGUGAUGAGGACUAUUAUCAAUUUCAGCAUAUCUUGCUUGAGAUCUAUGGAUUUAUGCAUGAUCAUCUAGAAGAAGGCAAAGAAGCUUUUAAAGCCCUGAAAUUUCCCUGGGUUUGGACAGGUAAAACAUUUUGUUCCCUCACACAAGCAGUAAUAAAGUCAGUACCUGAUCUUGAUCUUCAGCCUUAUCUACAUUAUGUGCCAAAAACUAUGGCGAAGUUUCACCAGUUGUUUAAAUGUUGUGGUUCAAUUGAGCAGUUAACACCAGACCAUGUUUCUAUGGUCAUUCAGAAAAUAUAUCUAAAAAGUGAGCAGUCUCUCUCAGAACAAGAGAGUAAACAAAAUCUUCACAUUAUGUUGAGCAUCAUAAGAUGGCUGUACAGCAAUCAGAUUCCUGCAAGUCUGCAUACACCCAUGCCACUAUACAGUGGCAAACUUCCUUAUAAACUUGCAAUGAGGCCAAUUCAUGAGUGCUGUUAUUGUGAUAUCAAAGUUGAUGACUUAAAUGAUUUGCUUGAAGAUUCUGUUGAACCAAUAAUUUUGGUGCAUGAAGACAUACCAAUGAAAACUGCUGAGUGGUUAAAUGUCCCAUGCCUUAGCACAAGAUUGAUUAAUCCAGAAAAUAUGGGAUUUGAGCAAUCUGGGCAAAGAGAGCCUCUGACUGUAAGAAUUAAAAACAUUUUGGAAGAAUACCCUUCCAUUUCAGAUAUCUUUAAAGAGCUUCUUCAAAAUGCUGAUGAUGCUAAUGCAACGGAAUGUAAUUUCCUGAUUGACAUGAGAAGAAAUAUGGAUAUAAGAGAGAAUCUUCUGGAUCCAGGAAUGGCAGCAUGUCAUGGUCCAGCUUUGUGGUCAUUCAAUAAUUCUGAAUUUUCUGACUCUGAUUUCCUAAAUAUAACUCGCUUAGGAGAGUCUUUGAAAAGGAGUGAAGUUGACAAAGUGGGAAAAUUUGGACUGGGAUUCAAUUCUGUUUAUCAUAUCACUGAUGUUCCUAUUAUUUUGAGCCGCGAGUUCAUGAUUAUGUUUGAUCCAAAUGUUAACCAUAUCAGUAAGCAUAUUAGAGAUAAAUCUAACCCUGGGAUCAAAAUCAACUGGAGUAAACAACAGAAGAGGCUGCGAAAAUUUCCCAAUCAGUUUAAGCCAUUUAUAGGAGUUUUUGGUUGCCAGCUACCACUAACUGUAGAAUCUCCUUACAGUUACAAAGGAACGCUUUUCAGGCUGUCCUUUAGAACUCAGCAGGAAGCUAAAGUGAGUGAAGUCAGCAGUGCAUGUUACAAUACAGCAGACAUUUACUCUCUUGUGGAUGAAUUUAGCAUUUGUGGUCAUAGACUGAUAAUAUUUGCUCAGAGUGUAAAUUCAAUGGUUUUGAAAUACUUGAAAAUUGAGGCAGAUGAUCCUGGGGUGGCACAAGAUGUUGUCACUAUCAAAAAAAAUCUGUGUUCUUCCAAAGCCUUGACUGCACCAAAUGUAAGUGUGUUAAAGGAGGCAGCUAAACUCAUGAAGGUCUGCAGCAGCAGUAAUAAAAAGCUUCCCACUGAAACACCGAAGUCCUCAUGUAUCUUACAGAUAGUAGUAGAAGAAUUUCACCAUGUAUUUAGGCGGAUUGCUGAUUUACAGUCUCCACUUUUCAGAGGUACGGAAGACGAUCCAGCUUCUUUCUUUGAAAUGGCUAAAUCAGGACAGAUAAAAAGAUCAGCUGAUGAAUUGCCACAGAAAACAGUAGAUUCAACAACAUGGCUUCUAUGUUCUUGCAUGGACACUGGAGAUGCUCUGAAAUUUUCAUUACAUGAAAGUGGACGAAGACUAGGUCUUGUUCCCUGUGGUGGAGUAGGAGUGUUGCUGUCUGAAACCCAGGAUCAAAAGUGGAUUGUGAAACCUAACUGCAACAACAUAGGUGAAGUAUUCUGCUAUUUACCUCUACGAAUAAAAACAGGCUUACCUCUUCAUAUAAAUGGCUGCUUUGCAGUUACUUCAAAUCGGAAAGAGAUCUGGAAAACGGACACGAAAGGGAGAUGGAAUACAGUAUUCAUGAGGCACGUUAUUGUAAAAGCCUACAUAGAAGCACUUUGUGUUCUACGUGAUAUGGCAAUCAAUGGUGAGCUAGUUGACUACAGUUACUGUGCAGUGUGGCCAGAUCCUGAUUCAGUUCAUGAUGAUUUUUCUGUUAUUUGUCAAGGGUUUUAUGAAGACAUAGCUCAUAUGAAAAGCAAAGAAGGGAUCAAAGUGUUUUCUGAUGGUUUCUCUUGGGUUUCCAUGAAGAAUGUAAGGUUUUUAGAUGACUCUAUACUGAAACGACCAGAUGUUGGACCGUCAGCCUUUAAGAUCUUUCUGAAGUACCUUAAAAAAACUGGUUCCAAAAAUCUGUGUGCUGUAGAUCUCCCCUCCUGGGUAAAGACAGGAUUUGAAGAAGCAGGAUGCAAAUACAUAUUAUUGGAGAACACUUUCUCUGAGAAACAGUUCUUUUCUGAGGUAUUUUUCCCUAAUGUUCAGGAGAUUGAUGCAGAGCUGCGUGAUCCUUUGAUGCGUUAUGUUCUCAAUGAAAAAGUUGAGGAGUUCUCAGGAAUUCUUCGUGUUGCUCCAUGUAUUCCCUGUUCAUUGGAUGGACAUCCAUUAGUUACACCAUCAAGACUGAUCCAUCCUGAAGGAAGAGUUGCAAAGUUAUAUGAUGCUGAAGAUGGAAGAUUUCCUUAUGGCACCACUCAGGAUUAUCUUAACCCAGUUAUUUUGGUUAAACUUGUUCAGUUGGGAAUGGCUAAAGACGAUAUUUUAUGGGAAGAUCUGAUAGAACGUGCAGAGUCAGUAGCUGAAAUUAACAAGAUUGAUCAUGCUGCAGCUUGUCUCAGAAGCAGUAUUAUAUUGAGUCUUAUUGAUGAAAAACUAAAAUCUAGGGACCCUAGAGCUAAAGAAUUUGCUGCAAAAUGUCAAACCAUCCCUUUCCUUCCUUUCCUUAGCAAACCAGCAGGCUUCUCACUGCACUGGAAAGGCAGUGAUUUUCAGCCUGAAGCAAUGUUUUCAGCAACUGAUCUUUUCACUCCUGAUCAUCAAGAUAUAGUUUGCCUAAUACAACCAAUUCUUAAUGAAAAUUCCCACUCCUUUAAAGGUUGUGGUGCCUUGUCAUUAGCUGUCAAAGAAUUUUUGGGUUUACUGAAGAAACCAGCUGUUAAUUUGGUCAUAAAUCAGUUAGAAGAAGUUGCAAAGUCAUUUGAUGGAAUCACGUUAUAUCAAGAAAAUAUCACUAAUGCUUGUUACAAAUAUCUACAUGAAGCAAUGUUACAGAACGAAUCAACAAAAGCUAUAAUAAUUGAAGAACUGAAAAACUGUAGUUUUAUUCUGGUUGAGAACAUGUAUGUUGAUCCAACAAAAGUGUCUUUUCAUUUGAAUUUUGAAGCAGCACCCUAUCUCUAUCAGUUGCCUAAUAAAUAUAAAAAUAGUUUCCGUGAGCUAUUUGAAAGUGUGGGUGUAAGACAGGCUUUUACAGUUGAAGAUUUUGCUGUAGUUCUGGAAUUAAUAAAUCAGGAAAGAGGGACCAAACAACUAACAGAAGACAACUUUCAGCUUUGCAGGCGAAUAAUUAGUGAAGGAAUAUGGGGCCUCAUUAGAGAGAAGAAGCAGGAAUUUUGUGAGAAAAAGUAUGGCGAGAUUUUGUUACCCGAUACUCGUCUUGCACUUCUGCCUGCAAAAUCUUUGUGUUACAAUGACUGUCCAUGGAUUAAAGUUAAAGACACAACUGUUAAAUAUUGUCAUGGUGAUAUUCCAAGAGAAGUUGCAGUAAAGCUUGGAGCAAUACCAAAACGCCAUAAAGCUUUGGAAAGAUAUGCAUCCAAUAUCUGUUUUACUACCCUUGGAACAGAAUUUGGCCAGAAAGAAAAAUUGACAAGUAGAAUUAAAAGCAUUCUUAAUGCCUACCCUUCAGAAAAAGAAAUGCUGAAAGAGCUCCUUCAGAAUGCAGAUGAUGCAAAAGCUACAGAGAUCUGUUUUGUGUUUGAUCCUAGACAGCAUCCAGCCGAUAGAAUAUUUGAUGAGAAAUGGGCACCACUUCAAGGACCAGCACUGUGUGUUUACAACAAUCAGCCUUUUACAGAAGAUGAUAUUCGAGGAAUCCAGAACCUUGGAAAAGGUACAAAAGUAGGAAAUCCCUGUAAAACUGGACAAUAUGGUAUAGGUUUCAAUUCUGUUUAUCACAUUACUGAUUGCCCUUCUUUCAUAUCUGGCAAUGAUAUACUUUGUAUUUUUGAUCCUCAUGCUAGAUAUGCACCAGGUUCAACAUCAACGAGUCCUGGCCGCAUGUUUAGAGAUUUAGAUGCAGAUUUCAGAACACAGUUCUCAGAUGUACUGGAUCUCUUCUUAGGAAAUCACUUUAAACUGGAUAAUUGCACAAUGUUUAGGUUUCCUCUUCGAAAUGGAGAAAUGGCAAAAGUAUCAGAAAUUUCCUCAGUUCCGUGCUCGGAUAGAAUGGUCCAAAAUCUUUUAGAUAAGCUGCGUACAGAUGGAGCAGAACUCUUAAUGUUUUUGAACCAUAUGGAAAAAAUUUCUAUUUGUGAGAUAGAAAAAACAACAGGAGCACUGAAUGUGUUGUAUUCUGUACAAGGCAAAAUCACUGACGGAGACAGACUGAAACGAAAGCAAUUCCAUGCAUCUGUAAUUGACAGUGUAACUAAAAAAAAGCAGCUAAGUGAAAUACCUGUGCAACAGAUUACUUACACAAUGGAUACUGAAGACUCAGAAGGAAAUCUUACAACUUGGUUAAUUUGUAACAGGUCAGGCUUCUCUGCUAUGGAAAAGGUAUCCAAAAGUGUGGUUUCAGCCCACAAGAAUGAGGACAUUACUCUUUUUCCACGUGGCGGGGUAGCAGCUUGCAUUACUCAUAAUUACAAAAAACCCCACAGAGCAUUCUGUUUCUUACCGUUAUCUUUAGAAACUGGGUUACCUUUUCAUGUGAAUGGACACUUUGCUCUGGAUUCUGCAAGAAGAAAUCUAUGGCGUGAUGAUAAUGGUGUUGGAGUAAGAAGUGACUGGAAUAGCAGUCUGAUGACAGCGCUGAUAGCACCAGCUUAUGUUGAACUGCUGAUUCAGCUGAAGAAACGGUAUUUUCCAGGCACUGAUCCUACAGUAUCAGUGCUGCAAAACACACCCAUUCAUGUUGUGAAAGACACUUUAAAAAAAUUUUUAUCCUUUUUUCCAGUUAAUAGACUUGAUAUUCAGCCAGAUUGGUAUUGUUUAGUGAAAGCAGUUUACAGUUGCAUUUAUGAAGAUUUGAAGCGUCUUUUACCUGUUAUGCGAGCUCCAAAUAUCGAUGGUUCUGAUUUGCAUUCUGCUGUUAUCAUCACAUGGGUUAACAUGUCUACUGUGAACAAAGGCAGGCCAUUCUUUGACAAUUUACUACAAGAUGAACUGCAACAUCUUAAGAAUACAGAAUACAAUAUCACAACGCGGAAGACAGUGGCUGAAAAUGUUUACAGACUCAAGCAUUUACUCUUAGAAAUUGGAUUUAAUUUGGUAUAUAACUGUGAUGAAACUGCAAAUCUUUACCACUGUUUGGUAGAUGCAGAUAUUCCUGUCACCUACGUGACACCUGCUGAUGUCCGAUUAUUUUUGAUGACGUUUUCUUUUCCAGACUCUAAUUGCCACAUUGGAAAGUUACCUUGCCGUCUUCAGCAGACAAAUUUGAAACUCUUCCAUAGUCUCAAACUUCUCGUUGACUAUUGUUUUAAAGAUGCAGAAGAAAAUGAAAUCCAAAUUGAGGGCUUGCCACUCCUUAUUACUCUUGACAAUGUUUUGCAAAUUUUUGAUUCAAAGCGACCGAAGUUCUUAACAACAUACCAUGAACUGAUUCCAUCUCGCAAGGAUCUCUUUAUGAACACAUUGUAUUUGAGAUACAACAAUAUUUUACUUAGCAGUGAAGUAGCGAAAGUCUUUGAUAUUACAAGUUUUGCUGAAUUGUUAUCAUCUGUGUUGCCUAGAGAAUAUAAAACUAGAAAUUGUAUGAAAUGGAAGGAAAACUUUGCAAGUGAAUCUUGGCUUAAAAAUGCCUGGCAUUUUAUUAGUGAGUCUAUAAAUAUUAAGGAAGAGCAAGAAGAUACGCAAGCAAAAUUCAAUGAUGUUGUUGAAACUUUGAAGGACUGGACUUUGCUCCCAGGUGUAAGGUUUACUGUCUCAGCUAAUCAUCUUGUUGUGCCAGAGUGUGAUGUUUUGCUGCCCCUCAGCAUUAUGCAUAUAGCUGUUUUUCCAAAUACUCAGAGUGAUAAAGUCUUUCAUGCUUUAAUGAAAACAGGCUGUAUUCAGCUGGCAUUGAACAAAAUUUGCUCCAAAGACAGUGCUUUAUUGCCUUUGUUGUCAGGAUGUACAGCAAAUAUAGAUAAUCCUUCAAGCAUUCUGAAAGCCAUACAAUAUAUGGUACAGACAUCAACUUUUAGGACUGAAAAGUUAGCAGAAAGUGACUUUGAGGCUCUCUUAAUGUACUUUAAUUGCAAUUUAUGUAAUUUGACAUCUCAAGAUGACAUUAAAAUUUUAAAGUCUCUUCCAUGUUAUAAAUCGAUUAGUGGCCGAUACAUCAGCAUUUCAAAAUAUGGGACUUGUUAUGUCCUCACGAAAAGCAUCCCAUCAGUAGAAGUAGACAGGUGGACACAGUCGACUUCAUCAGCUUUUCUUGAAGAGAAGGUUCAUUUGAAAGAUUUGUAUACUGUGCUUGGCUGUGUCUCUGUGGAUGAUCUUGAAGUGUACUUGAAACAUCUUUUGCCAAAAAUUGAAAGUCUGUCUUAUGAUGCAAAAUUAGACCACUUGAUCUACUUAAAGAAUAGGCUAACUAGCAUUGAAGAAACUUCAGAAAUGAAAGAACAGCUGUUUGAAAAGCUUGAAAGCAUUUUGAUCAUUCAUGAUGCAAGCAAUAGAUUAAAACCUGCAAAGUAUUUUUAUGACAGGACUGUCAGAGUGUUUGAAGUUAUGCUUCCUGAAAAAUUCUUUAUACCUCAAGAUUUUUUUAAGAAACUAGAGCAACUUACAAAACCAAAAAACCAAGCUGCAUUCCUUCCAUCAUGGGUAACUUUUCUACGACAUAUUGGAUUGAAAUUCAUCAUUUCACAGCAACAGUUAUUACAGUUUGCUAAGGAGAUCAGCAUGCGAGCGAAUACAGAAAACUGGUCUAAAGAAACACUACAGAACACUGUCGAUGUCCUCCUUCAUCACAUAUUUCAAGAAAGAACUGACCUUUUCUCAGGAAAUUUUCUGAAAGAAUUGUCAUUAAUUCCUUUUCUGUGCCCUGAACGAGCUCCAGCAGAAUUUGUUAGAUUUCAUCCUCAGUAUCAAGAAGUUAAUGGGACGCUUCCUCUUAUACGAUUCAAUGGGGCACAGGUGAAUCCUAAAUUCAAACAGACUGAUGUGUUGCAGUUGCUGUGGACUUCAUGUCCCAUUCUUCCUGAGAAAGCAACACCUUUAAGCAUCAAAGAGCAAGAGGGAAGUAGUCUUGGUGUGCAAGAACAACUUGAGCAAGUUUUAAUGAUGCUGAACGUUAAUUUGGACCCUCCCCUGGACAAAGUUAUCAAUAACUGCAGGAACAUAUGCAAUAUAACAACUUUAGAUGAGGACAUGGUGAAAACUAGGGCCAAGGUCCUAAGAAGCAUUUAUGAAUUUCUUAGUACAGAGAAAAGGGAAUUCCGCUUUCAGCUUCGAGGAGUUUCUUUUGUAAUGGUGGAAGAAGGUUGGAAGCUCCUUAAGCCUGAAGAGGUGGUAAUAAAUCUUGAGUAUGAAUCUGAUUUUAAACCUUAUCUUUACAAACUUCCUUUAGAACUUGGUACUUUCCAUCAGUUAUUUAAACAUUUGGGUACUGAAGAUAUUAUUUCAACAAAGCAGUAUGUUGAAGUUCUAGGUCGCAUAUUCAAGAACUCGGAAGGAAAGCAAUUGGAUCCUAAUGAAAUGCGCACAGUUAAAAGAGUAGUUUCUGGCCUGUUCAAAAGUCUUCAGAAUGAUUCUGUCAAAGUUAGGAAUGAUCUUGAGAAUAUGAGGGAUUUUGCCCUUUACCUUCCCAGUCAAGAUGGGAGGUUGGUAAAGUCUAGUAUCUUAGUUUUUGAUGAUGCACCGCACUACAAAAGCAGAAUCCAAGGUAACAUUGGUGUGCAAAUGCUUGUUGAUCUUAGCCAGUGUUACUUAGGCAAAGACCAUGGUUUUCAUACUAAAUUGAUAAUGUUAUUCCCUCAGAAACUGAGGCCUCGUUUACUUAGCAGUAUUCUUGAAGAACAGUUGGAUGAAGAGUCUCCCAAAAUUUGUCAGUUUGGAGCAUUAUGUUCUUUGCAGGGAAGGUUACAGUUACUGUUGUCUUCAGAACAAUUCAUCACAGGACUCAUUAGGAUUAUGAAGCAUGAAAAUGACAAUGCUUUUUUAGCUAAUGAAGAAAAAGCAGUAAGACUUUGCAAAGCUUUGCGAGAAGGUUUGAAAGUUUCCUGUUUUGAGAAGUUGCAAACGACAUUAAGAGUUAAAGGUUUUGCUCCUAUUCCCCACAGCAAAAGUGAAACAUUUGCUUUCCUGAAGAGGUAUGGAAAUGCAGUAAUACUGCUUUACAUACAGCAUUCUGACAGCAAAGACAUAAAUUUCCUGUUAGCAUUAGCAAUGACCUUAAAAUCUGCAACUGACAACCUGAUUUCUGAUACCUCGUAUUUAAUUGCCAUGCUGGGUUGUAAUGAUAUUUAUCGGAUCAGUGAGAAGCUUGAUAGUUUAGGAGUGAAGUAUGACUCUUCUGAGCCAUCAAAACUUGAACUACCAACACCUGGCACUCCUAUACCAGCUGAAAUUCACUAUACACUUCUUAUGGAUCCGAUGAAUGUAUUCUAUCCUGGUGAAUAUGUUGGUUAUCUUGUUGAUGCUGAAGGUGGUGAUAUAUAUGGAUCGUAUCAACCAACUUAUACUUACGCAAUCAUUGUACAAGAAGUAGAAAGAGAAGAUGAUGAAAGUCCCAGCUUUCUAGGGAAGAUUUACCAGAUUGAUAUUGGAUAUAGUGAAUAUAAAAUAGUGAGCUCUCUUGACUUGUACAAAUUUUCAAGACCGGAGGAAAGUUCUCAAAGCAGGGAUAGCACACCUUCUACCCCAACCAGUCCUACAGAAUUUCCAGCACACGGACCGAGGACAAUUCCACCUCUUUUCACUGGUAGAGAGAGCCACAAAACAAUGUCCUCAAAACAUCACUCUCCAAAAAAGAUAAAGUCAAACUUGUUGCCAGAAAUAUUAAGAGAAGUGACAUCUGUGAUUGAACAGGCUUGGAAGCUUCCAGAAUCUGAAAGAAAAAAGAUUAUUAGGAGGCUGUAUCUUAAAUGGCAUCCAGACAAAAAUGCAGAGAAUCUUGAUAUAGCUAAUGAAGUUUUCAAACAUUUACAGAAUGAGAUUAACAGGCUAGAAAAACAGGCCUUUAUGGAUCAAAAUAUGGACAGAGCCUCAAGAAGACCAUUUUCAUCCUCUGCUUCUCGAUUUCAGUCCGAUAAAUUUUCAUUUCAGAGAUUUUACACUUCAUGGAAUCAAGAAGCAACAAGCCACAAAUCUGAAAGGCAACAGUAUAAAGAAAAGUGUCCAUCUUCCACGGGGCCAUCUUACUCGCAACGCUUUUUUGUCCCACCUACAUUCAGGUCUGUUGGCAAUCCUGUAGAGGCACGUCGAUGGCUUAGGCAGGCCCGAGCUAACUUUUCAGCUGCAAGAAAUGACCUUCAUAAAAAUGCCAAUGAAUGGGUAUGCUUUAAGUGCUACCUUUCUACUAAACUAGCCUUGAUUGCAGCUGACUAUGCUGUGAAGGGCAAAUCAGACAAAGACGUAAAACCAGCAGCCCUUGCACAAAAAAUAGAGGAAUAUAGUCAGCAACUUGAAGGGCUUACAAAUGAUGUUCAGACGUUGGAAGCUUAUGGGGUAGAUAGCUUAAAAACUAGGUAUCCUGACUUACUUCCUUUUCCACAGAUUCCCAAUGAUAGGUUUACUUCAGAAGUUGCUAUGAGAGUGAUGGAAUGUACUGCUUGUAUCAUAAUAAAACUUGAAAACUUUAUACAACAAAAAGUAUAAGAGAUUCGGAGAGGUGAGGGAACUGUUUUGUCAAGAGCUUAGGUAUUUUCAUGUGAUGGGAUACAAAUGCGAUUGUGCAGAUUACUGAACAUCCAAGAGGUUACACAUUACCAAGCAGUUCAGAAGUGUAGUGCACAAAGGUGGAUGGUACUGAAGUACGUAGAAUUGACAUUUAUUUAAACAGGAUUUUUUUUUAACUGAGCCUGCUGUAUAAGCAAACUGUAAAACAUGAAUAUUUUUUAAAAUCUGCAAGGAAACUGAGCUGCAAAAAUUAGCUGUAUGUACAAUAUUGUGAUUAAUUGGCAUAUUAUUGAACUGCACUUUAUAUAACCAAAGCUUAGCUUUCUGUUAGAUGAAGCCUGUAAUUAUAACUCCUUAUUAGAUUUUGUUUCAUUUAAUAUAAUAUUUCCGAAACGGUAAUGUCAGUUUUCAGUGUACUAAUCUUAAGACUGGACAUACUAUGAAAUGGGAGGUGGGAUGGAAAUUGAAAUAACUUUGGAGGUAUUGCUCCAAAGCAUUUCUGUAUUCUUUUGUGUUCUAUGGACAUUAGUGUCACUCAUAGUAAUACUCUCAUCAGCUGGAUCUGAUUAUAAAUUUGCUGCAGCAUCACAUUGUGAACGUUUUUAAAGGAUUUUAGUACCUGUGAACUGGUAGUUAUUUUAAUGCUGAAUAAUGAUACUUGAUUUAACAUGAAACUUCAUGUCAUGCAUUGAUUGCAUUUACCUUAUUAUGAGAUAAUUAAGUAUUUAAUUUACUUUUUUUCUAGAGCCUGUCAUCUUUUGUUUAAUGAAAAAUGCAUGUGGAUGGUAUAAAAUUGGUGAACAUUAUUAUAUGGUGUUUUAUGAUUUUUUUUUGAACACCAAAGCCCAGUUUUCAGAUGUCUAAAUGCUUGAGUUUUUUUUUUUUCCUGUGUGCGUGCCUUUGUGUGUGUACAUAUAUAUAUAUAUUUUUCCACAAACAUUGAUAAUAGUACAAUUCAGUAACCCAUUUUUGGUGUACACUGAGCACUGUUUUUUGUUACAUGUUUAAAGGUGCUGCAAUGUAAUGCUCUUUUUAUUUUGUUGUUCACUACAGCCCUAGAGAAGUCUGAUUUUUAGUUCACACUCUUUCUUUUAUAGUUUGUAAUACUUUUGGUAAUGUCAUGCAAUAUGUUCAACUUCAGCUAUUUGUAAAAAAAAAAAAAAAAUAAAUAAAAAUAUGGAAGGAUAAUGCUAAAUGGAAGGAUUUUUCUUUGCUGGGUCAGCCACAUUUAACAUAAAUGUUAAACUUUUUCCAGUGGCAUGCUCUUACAAUUGUUUACUUGACAGCACAGUGAAACUGUAAUUUAACUUACAGAAUACAAAGGAAAAUAAACAACAGUGAGCUUGAAGGGCUGAUACAGCUGCGAUAGUGUUGUAAUCCAAAAAUAAAAAAUCACGAUGAAGGCUUCUUCAAUUUUGUGAAAAUGAUAAAGGGCUUGUUCUCUUCUGAAAAAUCUUGCAAGUUGUAGUGGGAAGAAAUGUGAUGUUUGGAAAAUGAUACUGCUUCUGAUUGUGAAGCCCUAUUAUUAUUUCUGCUAUUAAAUAUUAAGUGCCAUAAUUUUAAUAAAGAAAAAUGCAAACAUAUAUUUCAGUCUGAUGUGUUUUGGUUUUAUAAAGUACACUAAAUUUACCUAUUAUUUCAAGCUUUCUUUUAUAUAGGUAAAUACACACUCCUUUCAAUUCAUUCUAAAUAAUUGUACAAAUAUUUUAAUAUUAUUAAAAAGGAAAAAUGCUUUUUUCUUGCAAUGACAAAUGUUUGCAGUUUUCUGAAAGAAAUUGUACAUUUUGCUGAUUUUUUUUUCAAUAAAUAGCAUGUAAGUAAACCACAAAUCCUGGUGUGCCAUGAAACAAAUCAGUUUAGUUAAUUCCCUAUGUUUUUAAAACAGAUUCCUUUGUGGCUCUUACUUACUUUGUGCAUUAAGUCAGAUGAAUAGUAUUCAGGGUUAGCAAAAUACUAACAAAAGGAAACAGUUCUCAUUGUGUUUUUCAGUUUAAAUGGAGCUAAAACAUACGGUAGGAUGAAAAUGAGUAACAGGAGCAACAUGAACACUUUCCCGUUUUUAGGUGAGAUCUUGAGGCAGGAAAUCUUUUAAGCACAUAACUGUGUUUUGUAAGCAACUUAUGUUGCCUUCCCAAUAUUUUUAUGAACUUUUAAAAUGGCUGCACAGAACUACUAAACUAUUCUGUUAUAUUUUAAUUUUGUAUAUAUUGUUGAGUGCUGACACUGUGAGAAAGAAAAUGGUCCCAGAUCUUAGGAAGCUAAUGGUCUGAAGUGAUUUUAAAUAUUGAACCAAGGUCAGCAAGAAAACCUGGAUGACACAGAAAAAUUAACUUAUUCUAUUAUUCCUGGGUUGAUACUAUCAAUCAGUUGCAAUAAAAUUUACAUAUGGAUGCAGAGAGACAGGCAAGAGUGGUGUCUCAAUUUGAAGUCUCUUAUUUUCUUUAUUUGCUUAACUCACUGUAACAGGUGGCCUAAAUAAAGUGGCCUUAUGAGACCAGGAAACCAUAUUGUGAUAGAAACUGAUUUCAUAAGUGCCAUUAAUCCAUGUUUUUAAACAAAUAAAUAAAAUGCUUAAUUCAUGCUGCUUUUUGGCUCAGCUGUGAGCCUUGGGAAAUGCAGAAUAACAUAUUUGCUCCUAAGUUGGGCGUGGAAGCUCAGAACAGUUAGUAUGUGACGAUUCCUUAGUAAGAGUCAGUAGAAGUAAAUGUUAGCAUGUAGGUUCCACAAAAACACGUUUUACAAGUAAUUCUACACAUUACACAAGUUCACAUGAGAGAAAAGGUCUUUUCAGCCAGGUAUAUGUCCUAGUUAUCUUCACAGGUACCAGUAAUGUGUCUAGGAAAAGCAGCUUCAGUAGUCCUGUCUCCCAGUAUUAUAGUUGUGAGGUUUAGCGAAGAUCAGUGGUACAGGACACUGAUUUAACUGUGCAUUUAGUAGCCUAAAUCUAAGGAGCUGCGGUUGUAACAAGCCUUGGCAGGUUUGUUACUAUUUAUCUUCUUGUGGAAGCUUUGAA